This is a messenger RNA of Macaca mulatta (Rhesus monkey), 5112 nucleotides long. It is a transcript of the gene IQUB, whose product is annotated as IQ motif and ubiquitin domain containing. NCBI's taxonomy places the organism in Eukaryota, Metazoa, Chordata, Mammalia, Primates, Cercopithecidae. Gene Ontology annotation, cellular component: acrosomal vesicle; motile cilium. Gene Ontology annotation, molecular function: protein binding. Gene Ontology annotation, biological process: cilium assembly; flagellated sperm motility. The record is from RefSeq and is a predicted model, not a curated record.
GGCCCCGCCCCUUCUCCCUGCCGCUUCCCUCCUCCCCGCCCCCUCGCCUCUGGCUCCUCCCCUUUUUCCCUGUCGCGUACCUCCUGUGCAGCCCCCCACCCUCUCCUCUGGCUCCUCCUCUUCUUCCCUACCGCGAUCCUCCUUCCGGACCCCGGACCCCAGCCCACCUCUGGCUCCUUCCCGUCUUUCCUGCCGCGCUCCACCUUCUCGACACCGCCCCUCCGCCUCUAGCUCCUCCCGUUCUCUCCUGCUGCACUUCUCCUUCACGACCCCGCCUUCCGGCCUCUGGCUCCUCCCCUUCUCUCCUGCGGCGCUCCUCCUUUCCGACCCCGCCCCCCGCCUUUGGCUCCUCCCCCAGUCCUGCCGCGCUCCUCCUUCCCGGCUCCGCCCCCUGCCCGCCUCUGGCUCCUACCCCAUCCCGCCUCUUGCUCCUCCCCUUCCCCCCUGUCCGGCCCUGGCAGGAAGAGGUGGUGCCAGGGUCGUUGCUAGGAUACGACCAGUAACUGAGAAUGCGGCGAGUAUUGAAGCUGCUUCUUAGGAGCCUGGGAAAGCACUUCGACGAGAAUAGUUGCGUUUCGUACACAGGAAAAUGUCUAAUCAGCCCAAGAAGUAUGAAACUCAGAAUAUAGCCAAUUCAACAGAAGAAAGUGAUGCUUUUGACAUUGUUACUAUUCCAGUUCCCUCAGAAGAGCCUCAAGAGUCAGAUCAAACUGAAGAGCAUGAAUCUGGGAUAGAACAAUUCAGUGAGAGCCAUGCAAUACAUGUUGAGGAGCAGAGUGACCGAAGCUUUUCAAGCCUGGAACCAGACAAUGAACAACUCAUGAAAGAGGUUAUAUCACCAAGACAAGUUUCAUAUACUCCACAACAUCAUGAAAAGCAAUAUGCAAUGCAGAGUCCAAAUGAUGAUAGUUUGGCAUUUCUGGAUAAAAUAAAGGCUAUAAAGGAGUCUUUGCAAGAAUCAAUGGAAGAUUCUCUAGCAACAGUAAAAGUUGUACUUAUUCCAGUGGGCCAGGAAAUUGUAAUAUCUUUUAAGGUUGAUACCGUUCUUAAAUAUCUCAAGGACUAUUUUUCACACUUAUUAGGUAUCCCACUUUCUGUACUGCAGAUAAGAUACUCAGGAAAAAUUCUUAGAAAUAAUGAGACUCUAGUACAACAUGGAGUUAAGCCACAGGAGAUUAUACAAGUGGAAAUCUUUUCUACAAAUCCAGAUCUGUAUCCAGUCAAAAGAAUAGAUGGAUUAACUGAUGUCUCUCAAAUCAUAACUGUCACUGUCCAAACUGGCCUUGAUCGGUACCAGCAGGUAGCUGUUGAGAUUGUCAAAUCUGACUUUCACAAACCAUUUCUUGGUGGAUUCAGACAUAAAGUAACAGGAGUAGAGUAUCACCAUGCUGGAACACAAACUGUACCUAAAAAGAUUCCCGAAAGACUCAGUGUAUUUUGUAGGGAUACACAGACAGUUUUUCAGAAAAAAAAUCUCCAACAAACUACAAAUACAACAUCCACACAGAUGACUAACAUUGGUGUAUAUGUAUCAAAUAUGACUGAUAAACUGGUAACACCAGGAAAGUAUUUUUCAGCAGCAGAAUACCAUGCUCAAAGACUAAAGGCGGUGAUAGUGAUACAGACUUACUACAGGCAAUGGCAUGCUAAAAUCUUCGUAGAGGAUUUAAGAAGACAAAAAAGCUUAAGGUUGGAAUGGGAAACACAGCAAGAACUAAGGAAGAUAAGAGAAAAAGAAGAAUGGGUAAAAUUGGACUAUCACCGGAGGCAUAAUCCUAAAACAAGUGAAGAUUUUGAAUUUCUUUAUAAUGCAUUAGAAUUCUGGCGGCAAGAAGAACUUAAACGUAUUAACCAAUCUUUCACUGGAGCUGAAAGGAAAGCUGCUCUGUGUGAACUUCUGGAAAAAGAGACUCAGAUAAUUGCUUCUAUUGGGAGACAUAGAUACAUUGCUUAUACGGCGAAUCAGGAAGCAGCAAUACAAGCUUUUUUGGAUAAGUGUUCAGCUCCAAAGAUAUGGAGAACCCCUAAUGGCAAAACAAUUGAGAUGGAUACGCAGUUCACCAUCAGAGCCAGAGAGCUGCAAAAUAUCUAUAAGUGCAUCAUGCUGAAAAAUAUCUCUCAAGAUGAGAGGCUGGAUGUGCUCUUAACUCUUAAACACACUGUAAAGGAACAUGAAUGUAAACUAACUCAGGAAAUUCUAGAAUUGAUUGACAGAGAGGUUGACCUUAUGAUGAGAGGAGUCAAACAUCAUAACCUUGAAGGACUCAGAAAAAGAAUUGCGACACUCUUUUUUCAUUAUAUCAAAACACCUCUGUUUAAUCCUGAAGUUGCAAAAUACCUUAAGGUCCCUCAAGACCCAUUGAAAUUUUAUAAAAAGAUUUACUUUUGCCACAGUUGCCAGCUUUAUUUGCCUUCUACUGAGUUUUCUAUAUCAUCCACCUCACGCCGCAUAUACCGGUGUCGUAACUGCAUUAGCCUUGAGAAUGAGGCUCAAAAACGAGAAUCAUUUUUGAAGUACAGAUGUUUACUUCAACAGCUCUACUUUACAGAAGCUGAUUAUGAAGAUGAUUCUAAAAUUGCUUUCUUGAUGCAGCUACAAGACAUUCAGUACCUGACAGAGAACAUCUGGGCGUCCCAGUCCGUCCUCAGUGCCUGGGACGAUCUCAGUGAUCUGGUCAUGGUCAGAUGGAAUAAAUCCCUGGAGUGGUCCCCCUGGAACUGUAUUCUUCUUACCAAAGAUGAAGCGGCUGCUCAUCUCAACCUAACAAGUAUUGAAGAGGGAUAUGAACGCUCGUUUAUUCACAAGAUCAAACACAAGCAUAUCCUGGCUAAGAACUAUUUUUCUCAGAUUCCAGUGCUGGCUUCAUUUAUACUUGAUGAUCCUGAAAUUGAUGAGAUCAGAUGGAAACAUCACUCAGACACAACACCUAAGAUUAUAGAAUCCCAGAGACCUCCUCCUUAGGUGAUCCAGGAAUAUUUGUUUGAUGAUCGGCAUUUUGUUCACUGCUUAUAGGGUAAUACAGAGGUCACAGAGUAUGGAAAUGCAAUUUAAUCUGUUUAUUGAUUUUAUUUUUUGUUUUUCAUAAGUAUUUUGAGUUAUAUCAAGAGAAAACAUUUCUAUAUAAGUAUAUUGUUGUUAGGAAGUUAGUGCUAAAUUGAAAUGCAGUUUUGUUACUGAAAUUAAUAUUUUGGAGUAAAGAAAACAUUUUAAAAUGUGUUUUCACAUUAAAUUUUUAAAAAAAUUUCAAGUAUAUUAGAGUUAAAAUCUAACAACCAAAUAAAAACUAGACAACUUUCAAGUUAUUUGUUUUAGAUAAAAUGUAGUUAUAGGAAGCUAAUCAGUAUGUGGAGGGGAGGAAACAUUAUAAAAUGCUCUUUCUUGAAAAUUUCUGUAAGCAGGAUAAAAAAACUCAUUAUUUUAGUAUAGGCAUUUGAAUCUUUGCAGUUUAUUGUCUGCUUUCACCUUCCAUCCUUCUCAUAAUCCCAGUAAAACAAUUGACACUAUAAAUAAAUAAAAAACCUUAAUUCUGGGUAAACAAUGGAGCUAUUAGCAUACGCAAGAAAAACUCCCCGUGGACCAUGGUGAAAUUGUAAGAAGAAUAAACUUGGUUAAAUAAACCAUAACAACCCCCUUCUCCAAUAAACCAAAGAAGUGACCUUGACCACAUAUACAUUAGGGACCUGCGGUGAUGAGUAAUGGUUUGCCAGUCAGUCUUAACAGGAAAUGGAUGGCACACUCGAAAUAGCUUAAGCCAAGGAGAGUUUAUUUACAAAGGGCCUUAUUGUAAGGUGUGGGUAGUGGGUAGGGAAACUAAAAGAAUAGUAAAGGAACACAGGGCCAGUAUCAGACAGGCUGUCUCUCCCUCUAGUCUCAAAUGAAUUUGGGGAGAAAGUCUGAGAACCCAGGAAGAGUGUAAAGAAGAUAACUGAGAGGAUCAAGUUAUCUUGAUCAUGAUAACAUGACCAGUUGUGAAGGGAACAGCCAGGCAUAAGGGAAUCUCAUGAACUAGAGAAAUAUACAAUUUCAUACUUCUUCCUUCCUCCAGUCUCCUGCUUGGGUUUCCCACUGGCCAAACCCAAAAGGAAAGCAGAAGGGGUAGGAGUCAGUUUAUAAUUUUUAGGGCUUCAAGGCAAAGAGCAGAGUAUGUAAGGGGAAGAGUAGAUCUGAAGGGCUAAAUAGAAAGUAUCCAAAUGGAGAAAGAAUUAAAAGUGAAAAUCUAUAAUCAAAUAGCAGUAUUUUACUCACUAUCACACACAACAUAGUUAUAUAUACAUAAGACAUGAUUUUUCUCCUAAUUCCAGUCAGCAAUUAAUGAGACUUUUCUCUCAAGUUUAAUGAUCAAGAAGUUAAAUAUUUGUUCUAUGUAAAUAUUUGACAACAUUUCAGCCACACAUUUUGUAGGAUAUCUAAAAUUUUUUACAGCACAUGGCAGUUGUUAAGAAAGUAUAUCAAGGAGGAAAUUGCCAUAAUGUAGUCAUUUUCAAGGUCUCAUAGACAAUUCAGGGAACUCUCUAAACAAUAAAUUACAGAUGGGACUAGAUUGGGGACCAUUCUGAUUACUGAUAAACUGGCAGCAAUUUAAUACAGACAAAUGCAGGUUUACACUGGAAUGUAAAUGGUUAGAUGUUUUGUAAGACACUUUAGGAGAAUCCCGUAGCUCAGAGAAGAAAGGGUUGGGGAGGCAGGCAGUGAGAAGAAAAUAGCCAGAGAGGAAGAAAUAAAGGACUUUAGAAUUCCCCUGUUGACCCAGGGGUGAAACAACUGGAAUGGAAGACUUACGGAGAAAAAUGGAGAGAGGAUAGGAAAUUUGAAGUCUGAAAGAAAGAGGUGAGGGUAUGUAUUCCCUUGGUUUCUCCUAUCUGCUUUUUUGGUCUGUUGUCAGUGGCUGCAAUUCUCUACAUCAAACCACAGCUCUGGUUGGGUGGUAAUCCCUCUUGCACCAUGACUCUUUCUGAAUUUUGAGAGUCAUCUUUCCUUUUCCUCUUUUAGCUUAAGCAUGAAAAUGGCUUCCUUUUGUGUAGCUAGGUUAAGAUGCUUUAUUUUUUGUAUUGAUUUUGUUAGGGUCCUCUCCAUUGUAAAAAAUUCUUUUAUUAAAUACUUCUUAAACAGUU